AGAAAAAAGAUUAGAAGAAAAUCAAAGGUCACCAAGCAAAAACUCUUAAAGGGUGAUUGUGAGUGUGCACCACAGUGCCUGAGUUGGGGAGCUCGGCAACUGCUGGACGGAGGUCUCAGUCCUGGCUGAGCCAGAGCACCAGGGUCUGGGGCAUGGACGAGGCUGGACAACAACUCCACUAGAGUUUGGCUCCGGUCAACCUGAGGAGAGAUCACAUUUCUGAUCCCCACUAAGGGCUAGUCCUAGGGCCCAGAUUCCAUGGACCCACCAGAGGCCUGCUGUAGCCCCCCCAGCGUGGAGUUCCUUGUGGCUGUAGCGCGGGACCUGCUGCAGGCCACGUUCGAAGACCUGAACCAGGAGCAGCUGAAGCGCUUCCGCCACAAGCUGCGGGAUGCGACCCUGGACGGCCGCAACAUCCCGUGGGGGCGGCUGGAUGGCUUGGACGCCAUGGACCUCGCGGCCCAGCUAACCCACUUCUACGGGCCGGAGCCUGCGCUGGAUGUGACCAGAAAGACCCUGAAGAGGGCGGACAUGCUGGACGUGGCCGCGCGACUCAAGGAGCAGCAGCUGCAGCGGCUCGGCCCCAGCUCCUCCACACUGCGCUCCGUAUCGGAGUACAAGAAGAAGUACCGGGACCACGUCCUGCAGCAGCACGCCAAGGUCAAGGAGAGGAACGCGCGCUCGGUCAAGAUCAACAAGCGCUUCACCAAGCUGCUGAUUGCGCGCGAGGGCGCCGCACUGCCUGACGAGGCCCUGGGGUGCACGAAGGAGCUGGAGCCCGAGCCCCAGCGAGCGCGGCGCUCCGACACCCACACCUUCAACCGCCUGUUCGGCCGAGACGAGGAAGGCCAGCGGCCCCUGACGGUCGUGCUGCAGGGCCCAGCGGGCAUCGGCAAAACCAUGGCAGCCAAGAAGAUCCUGUACGACUGGGCGGCCGGCAAGCUGUACCACGGCCAGGUGGACUUCGCCUUCUUCCUGCCCUGCCGCGAGCUGCUCGAGCGCCCGGGCGCCUGCAGCCUGGCCGACCUGGUCCUGGACCAGUGCCCCCAGCGCAAGGCGCCCCUGAAGCCCAUGCUGGCGCGGCCCGAGCGGCUGCUCUUCAUCCUGGACGGUGCGGACGACCUGCCCCCGCUGGCGCCCCACGCAGCGCCCUGCACCGACCCCUUCCAGGCGGCCGACGCCGCGCGGGUGCUGGGCGGCCUGCUGGGCAAGACACUGCUGCCUGCCGCCCGCCUGCUGGUGACGGCGCGCACCACGGCGCCCGGGAGGCUCCUGGACCGCCUAUGCUCCCCGCAGUGCGCCGAGGUGUGCGGCUUCUCCGACAAGGACAAGAAGAAGUACUUCCAUAAGUUUUUCCGGGACGAGAGGCUGGCGGAGCGUGCCUACCGCUUCGUGAAGGAGAACGAGACGCUCUUUGCACUGUGCUUCGUGCCCUUCGUGUGCUGGAUCGUGUGCACCGUCCUGCGCCAGCAGCUCGAGCUCGGCCAGGACCUGUCGCGCACCUCCAAGACCACCACGUCCGUGUACCUGCUGUUCAUCAUCAGUGUGCUGAGCUCCGCACCUGCCGCCGACGCUCCCCGAAUGCGGGCCGAGCUGCGAAAGCUGUGCCGCCUGGCCCGCGAAGGCACCCUCGGGCACCGGGCGCAGUUCGCAGAGAAGGACCUGGAACGACUGGAACUUCGCGGCUCUAAAGUCCAGACGCUGUUUCUCAGCAAGAAGGAGCUGCCAGGGGUGCUGCAGACGGAUGUCACCUACCAGUUCAUGGACCAGAGCUUCCAGGAGUUCUUCUCGGCGCUGUCCUACCUGCUGGAGGAGGAGCGGGAUCUCCGGGCACUUCUGCAGGGCGAAAGCCACCUCACGCUCACCACACGCUUCCUCUUCGGGCUGCUGAACCCAGAUCGCGUGUCCGACAUGCAGCGCCACUUCGGCGUGGCGGUUCCAGAGCGUGUGAAGCAGGAUGUCCUGCUGUGGAUGCAGGAACAGGGCCAGGGCCGCCGUAGGGCGGCACCUGAGAAGACGGCAGGGACAGAUGCUGCGGAGGACGCCGAGGAGCCCGAAGAGGAGGAGUGCGAGCCCAACUACCCGCUGGAGCUGCUGUACUGCCUGUACGAGACGCAGGAGGACGCCUUCGUGCGCCAGGCCCUGCGUUGCCUGCCGGAGCUGGAGCUGGAGAGGGUGCGCCUCAGCCGCAUGGACCUGGUCAUCCUGAGCUACUGUGUCAGGUGCUGCCCACCCGGGCAGGCCCUGCGACUGGUUAGCUGUGGGCUGGCCCCCGCACAGAAGAAAAAGAAGAGCCUGAUGAAGCGACUGCACAGCAGCCUGGGCGGCAGCUCUUCACAAGCCAGCAAGAGAAAACCCCAGCCUUCUCCACUACGUCCACUCUUCGAGGCCAUGACUGACGAACAUUGUGGUCUGAACAGCCUGACGCUGUGCCGCUGCAAGCUGCCUGACUCUGUGUGCCACGACCUGUCUGAGGCCCUGAGGGAGGCCCCGGCCCUCACAGAGCUGGGCCUUCUCCACAACCAGCUCAGCGAGGCGGGCCUGCGCGUGCUCCUCGAGGGUCUGGCCUGGCCCCAGUGCCGCGUGCAGAAGCUCCGGGUGCAGCAGCCCAGCCUCCAGGAAGCGCCUCAGUACAUCAUCAGCAUCCUCAGGCAGAGCGUGGCGUUGUCCACCCUGGAUCUCGGCGACUGCCAGCUGCCGGGGCCCGUGGUCACCUCCCUGUGUGCGGCCCUGCAGCACCCAGGAUGCCGCCUGCAGACCCUCAGUCUGACCUCCGUGGAGCUGAGCAAGGAGUCACUGAAGGAGCUGCAGGCAGUGAAGACAGCAAAGCCGGGUCUGGUCAUCAUCCACCCAGCCCUGGACAGUCACCCCAAGCCUUCCAAGGGACUCAGCGAUGCCCUCUAAAGCCCUGAAGGUCAGGGGGAGGACUCCAGUCAGCCCUACGGAGUAGAUUUCCUCAUCCCACGGGCAGGAGGGUGUUGCUCUCCGCUCUGGGCAGCUCUUGAGCCCAAGAGGUUGGGGGCAGGCAGACGGGAGGUGUCCCCUCCACUCACAGCCUAAGCACAGGUUUUGCCUCUGUCUCAGAUGCCCAGGAACCCCUCCUCCCCCACCCCCACCGCUGCUCCACCCACCUUCCUGUCUUAGGGCCCUCGAGCCUUCCCCCAACAGAGGCCACCAGCAGUGAUGACCCCAACAGUUCCCAGUUAUCCUGCACCUGCCGUGCAUUGGCCAUUACCUGGUGUGCUCAGUGCAGAGGGACCCCUUCGCUGACCCCAUCCCCAUCUGUAUACAGGCCCACAGCCCCACAGCCCUGCCUCUGGCCACAGGGGACCAAGCAGGGGCUGACCUCUGACCAAAGGUGAGCGUCCCUCCCCAGGAAUUUGGGGGUUGACCAUCCCUGAGGCUGUGUGGUUCUAGUCCAGAGGUGCCCAUUCACUGUCUGGGUCUUCAGGGAUGGACACCAGGGGAGAGGGGAGACGGAGCAGCCCCCAACACUGAUAAUACAUUCUCCUUUGAAUGAAUGAAUGAAUGAAUGAA
This is a messenger RNA of Canis lupus familiaris (dog), 3537 nucleotides long. It is a transcript of the gene NLRP6, whose product is annotated as NLR family pyrin domain containing 6. Gene Ontology annotation, molecular function: peptide binding; vasopressin receptor activity. Gene Ontology annotation, cellular component: cytoplasm; canonical inflammasome complex. The record is from RefSeq and is a predicted model, not a curated record. The transcript has 8 exons. NCBI's taxonomy places the organism in Eukaryota, Metazoa, Chordata, Mammalia, Carnivora, Canidae. The coding region runs from base 259 to 2904 and encodes 881 amino acids. Gene Ontology annotation, biological process: acute inflammatory response; regulation of inflammatory response; response to bacterium.